Molecule: messenger RNA, 2292 nt
Organism: Uloborus diversus
Lineage: Eukaryota; Metazoa; Arthropoda; Arachnida; Araneae; Uloboridae
Product: ATP-binding cassette sub-family F member 2-like
Exons: 15
Coding region: 115-1980 (621 amino acids)
Molecular function (GO): ATP hydrolysis activity; ATP binding
Source: RefSeq, a predicted model, not a curated record
AAGAGUGGCAUCAAUUUUCUUCGUCGGUGUUGAUGUCCUUUCCUUUCCUUCCAAAAUUGUAACUUCCGCGGCAGCGUGUUUCGUGCAUCAUAUUAAUUGCUUUACAAGAAUAAUAUGCCAUCUGAUGCUAAAAAAAGACGUGAUGCUAAAAAGAAAGAAGCUGCAAAAGCUAGAGUUCAAAAGAAACCCGGUGUCAAAGCUGAAGAAAGUAUAGAUACUACAACUAAUGGAGAAACAAAUGAGCCUGUAACAAAUGGAGUGCAUAUAUCAGCUGCUGAGGAAGAAUUGGUAAAAAAGCUUGAAAAUGAUAUGAAAUUAAAUGCUGAAGCACGAGCAUGUACUGGUGUACUAGCUGUGCAUCCCAGAUCAAGAGAUAUAAAAAUAGAAAAUUUUUCAAUCAAUUUCCAUGGUGUCGAAAUUUUGGCAGAUACCAAGUUAGAACUAAAUUGUGGAAGAAGAUAUGGUUUAAUUGGCUUAAAUGGAUCAGGCAAGUCUACGUUGCUUGCCGCUUUGGGACGACGAGAAGUUCCAAUUCAAAGUCAUAUUGAUAUAUAUCAUCUGACUCGAGAGAUGGAGGCUAGUGAAAAAUCGGCUCUUCAAGCUGUUAUGGAUGUUGAUGAAGAAAGAUCAAGGUUAGAAAAACUCUCCGAAGAACUUGCCCACUAUGAUGAUGAAGAAUCUCAAGAGCAGUUAAUGGAUAUAUAUGAAAGGUUGGAUGAAAUUGGAGCAGAUAAAGCACAAGCCAAAGCAGCAUAUAUAUUACAUGGUUUAGGUUUCACCAAAGCAAUGCAACAGAAGAUGUGUAAAGACUUUUCUGGUGGUUGGAGAAUGCGAAUAGCUUUAGCAAGAGCAUUGUACGUUAGACCACAUUUACUUCUGUUGGAUGAACCUACGAACCAUUUAGAUUUAGAAGCUUGUGUAUGGUUAGAAGAUGAACUAAAAACAUACAAAAGAAUAUUAGUUGUGAUAUCUCAUUCUCAGGAUUUCCUUAAUGGUGUGUGUACAAAUAUUAUACAUAUCAAUAAAAAGAAGCUAAAUUAUUUUGGUGGUAACUAUGAUACAUUUGUGAGAACAAGAUUAGAGCUUUUAGAAAAUCAAAUGAAACGAUACAAUUGGGAACAAAGUCAAAUUGCUCACAUGAAGGAUUACAUAGCUCGUUUCGGCCAUGGUAGUGCUAAACUAGCCAGACAGGCUCAAAGUAAAGAAAAGACUAUGGCAAAAAUGGUUGCUGGAGGGUUAACAGAAAAAGUUGUAUCUGAAAAGAUUGUGCAGUUCUAUUUCCCAGAUUGUGGUACGAUACCACCACCUGUGAUUAUGGUCCAGAACGUGUCUUUCAAGUACAAAGAGGAUGGGCCCUUAAUUUAUAAAAACCUUGAAUUUGGCAUUGAUCUGGAUUCAAGAAUUGCUCUUGUGGGCCCAAAUGGUGCUGGAAAAUCUACAUUAUUAAAACUUCUUUGUACUGAGGUUGCACCUACUGAUGGCCUUAUUAGAACACAUUCCCAUUUACGAAUUGCUAGGUAUCAUCAGCACUUACAAGAAUUACUUAAUCUUGAUAUAUCUGCAUUGGAAUACAUGAUGAAUAGUUUUCCUGAUAUCAAAGAAAAAGAAGAAAUGAGAAAAAUAAUUGGUAGAUUUGGUUUAACUGGAAGGCAACAGAUUUGUCCUAUAAGGCAGCUAUCUGAUGGUCAACGAUGUCGGGUUGUAUUUGCAUGGUUAGCAUGGCAAGCUCCACAUUUAUUGCUACUUGAUGAACCUACCAAUCACUUGGAUAUGGAGACAAUAGAUGCUUUAGCGGAAGCUAUCAAUGAUUUUCAAGGUGGCAUGGUAUUAGUUAGCCACGACUUCAGACUUAUAAGUCAGGUGGCAAAGGAGAUUUGGGUGUGUGAGAAUCAGACUGUAACCAAAUGGAGUGGAACAAUUCAGAGCUAUAAAGAACAUCUACGCAAAAGAAUUAUGAAGGACAUUGAAAAUCCAUUAUGAUUCUAAAGAAUUUAACUGAUUAUUCCAAACCACCAAUAAAUUACCAUGAGGAAAAUUGACUGAACUUCACUUGAAAACAAUACUGCCUCUUCAGUUACAUUGAAUUUUAUUUUAUUAAAAUAUAUUUAUUUCAAGUUCAUUUAAAUUAUACAUUUGUUUUAAAAUAACUGGACGUCAAUAACUUGAAUAAAACAAUUUUGUUUCGCAAAAAAACAUUUCUGUAUAUCCUUAUCUUUUCAAAUGAAACCAGUUGCACUGAAUUAUAAAACUUUAUUUUUUACCAAGUAUAAUAAAAUUUUAUUUUCAAUUUCA